Malus domestica (apple) is the source of this 2959-nucleotide messenger RNA. RefSeq lists its product as uncharacterized. Lineage: Eukaryota; Viridiplantae; Streptophyta; Magnoliopsida; Rosales; Rosaceae. The record is from RefSeq and is a predicted model, not a curated record.
AUCAUUUGUCACGCUAUCACUGGCAUCAAAUGCUACAUGUUAUUCAAUAUUACGAGUGUUUAGCAAUUUUUUGUUUUUUUCUAAUAUAAAGUGAGCAAAAGUUUGGAAUUUUUAAUCCAAGUUUGAAUUUACGAAUGUAUUAUUUGAGAAUACCGCCCUAUCUUUAAACUCGGUGGCCAAAAGUAAGAUGUCACUUCAUAUGGUAUCACGGUUGGGUAGAGAGAAAAUUAGUUUGGUUUUAUUUUUUUUAUUUUACCCAAAAAAAAAGGUAAAAACAAAUGGCUAGGAAUUUUUUUUAUCAAAAAAAGUUUGUGAGGAGCUUUCUCCUGUUAAACUCUCUUUAUUUUUCUCUAUUUUUUCAAACAAUAACAUUAGACAGUAGGGACCUUAUCGUAAAUUCAAUUCCACAAAAGACGGCUUCAGCCCUUUGGGCUUAUAUAUGGUCCAGCCCACACCAAUACACUCUUUCGGUAUCAAGAUUAAACCGGUUUUUUUACCACCUGGACCGCUUCUUUUACAUAAAAUGCACGAACCGUAGUCCCUUUAUCUUUCAUCGUCAUCCCCUUCCGAUUCGAUCCCAAGCAGGUUGACCUAAAUUUGUUUCCAGAUUUCCCCAAAUUUCUUAUCAUAAUCGUUGAAUCGGUUGUCCGUUUGUUUGAAUUCGAAUCUCCGCUGUCGAUUAAUCCCAAAUUCUACCCAAUCCGUUGGCCUCGCACAAUUCUAGGGUUUCGACUCUGAAUCGGCCCCUUUCGCCUCGUAAUAUUCCAAUCCCUCUCGUUUAUUGGAUCUAUUUUCUGUCUUCUUGCUUUGCCCUCUCGAAUUUGCUCCUAAUUUUGUAUAUUUUUUCGGCCGCGUCGAAUUUCUAGGGUUUCGAAGAGUUCGUCUCAUUAGGGUUUGUUCUUUGUGUAAUUUCGGUUAGGGGUUUUGUUCGGCUCACCUCUCUAUCGCCAUUUCGUGUAUUUUUUUGUCAAUAAUUCCACGAUUUCACUUGGUAAUUGCAAUUUCUAGGGUUAGGGUUUUCUAAAAAAAUUCACCUUCUUUAUUUGGUAAAAUUGGAUUAGGGUGACGGUUCCUAAGGCCGGUCAAUCUGUUUCUGUUCAUAAUUCAGCGUUCAAUUGUAUUACUUAAGCCGUCUACUGUUCCUCUGAAGAAUUAAUAGAGGUUAAUAUGGGAUUCAAAAGGCCCUUUGAUGAUGGAGUUCCAGGAGCUUCCUUAUAAGCACUCAAGACAGCAUGAAUUCGGUGAUAGGCGCUCACCAUUUUCUGAUGCUGUUCCUUGUAAUGGCGCUCCCCGAAAAACUUGUGUUUCAGGGGAGAAUCGGAAUGGUGAUUGUAAAUCUCAGUGGCUUGACAUUCUUGAAAAAUACAGUGUUGCUGAAGGUUCAACAUCUGUCAACAAGGGUUGUGCUUCCUUCUCAUCGGUAACUAGGAGUUGUGGUGAAGAAGAUGUGCGGUCUGGACCAGAUGCUUAUUCAACUCCUACUGAGGAUUUCAAAUUUGACUUCCCAAGGAGAACAUGUGUUCCUUGCAAGGAUGCUUAUUCUUCUUUGUUUGACUGCUCUCCAAGAAAACAAGUUCCUGUUGGACCAGAUCAUCAGGCCAUUAUCCCCACUUGGAGUGGACGCAUGAAUUUGUCGGAUCAGAAAGAUGAGAUUAAUAAUGACAGUGAGGAAAAGCUUUUAGGAACUUGUGUCAUUCCAAUGCCUGUGUCAGACCUAUCACCUCUUGAGUGUGAUAAGGUUGGACUUGGUCGAACAGAUUGUAGCUGCCUGGACGCAGGUUCAGUCAGGUGUGUGCGACAGCAUGUCAUGGAAGCACGGGAAGAACUUAGAAGAACCCUUGGAAAUGAAAAGUUUGUGAAGUUGGGGUUUUGUGACAUGGGGGAGGAAGUGGCACGACGAUGGAGUGAAGAAGAAGAGCAGACCUUUCUUGAGGUUAUUUACUCCAAUCCUGCAUCAUUGAGGAGGAAGUUUUGGAAGCAGUUGUCUGCAGUGUUCCCUUCUCGAAGUAAAAGGGAACUGAUCAGCUAUUAUUUUAAUGUGUUCAUGCUUCGCACGCGGGGUGCUCAGAACAGGUCUAGUAUACUAGACAUAGAUAGUGAUGAUGAUGAGUGGCAUGUAAACGAUGGGGGUUCCAAUGACGGGAGAAUUGCUGAAGAUGAUGAAGACUCCGUUGUUGAGUCUCCUUAUUAUCAAGGUGAUCAUUUGGGCCAUGAAGAGGAUUACUCCGAAGAAGAUAGUAGUGAUGAUGAUGAUGGUGACGGUGAUGGUGAUGUGGGGCAUGUUGGAGGAGAUUCUAGCGAAGAAGAUGGCGGGAUAGAUCAUGUGGCACAAUCAUACAUGCUGAACUCAGUUAACGAAGGAAAGUUUGAUACAGUUGGGGAUUGGGAAAAUAAUUCAGGGUGUACUGGAGAGGAAUUUGAUUUCCAAGAUGACUCGUGCGUAUCUUUCGAAUUUCAGUCCUAUAUGCAUGACAGCAAAUGCUUGGAUAGCCAACCGGAUGCAUCCGGUGAUGUAGCUGGUCAUGCAUAUUUAUCGGAGCCUUGCAACGCUAAAGUUUGGGACGCCAGAUUCACGGUGGACACCAUGAAAGGCGAUGAUCUACUGCCGACGUGGAGUAUGAUUGAAGGCAUAUUCGAUCAAGGCAUGGAGGAUUACAGGAUGAAGGAUGAGCGCAAGGCUCCAGCUGGUGGCUAGUCGCGUGUGGGUUAGGAAAUAAUUCUUUUAACCCAAAUAAUUGUUACCGUAAAUUCUGUACAGCUCUUGUUUUGAGAUUGGAAGCUAAGUUUCUAUGCAAGGGAGCUUUUCUCAAUUUAUUUUUUUUUCUGUUUAUUAAUAUUUUUUUCCCGAAGCACAGGUGAUUUGAUAUCCGGUGUUUCUUUUUGUACAAAAAUCCAUGGAAUCAGAUAUUCCUCCUGUAUAUGUCAAGUUUUCUCAUUGGAAUAUUCCUGUCAUUUGUAA